Prunus persica (peach) is the source of this 2574-nucleotide messenger RNA. Its product is annotated as scarecrow-like protein 14. Gene Ontology annotation, cellular component: nucleus. NCBI's taxonomy places the organism in Eukaryota, Viridiplantae, Streptophyta, Magnoliopsida, Rosales, Rosaceae. Bases 500 to 2506 code for a protein of 668 amino acids. Gene Ontology annotation, molecular function: sequence-specific DNA binding; DNA-binding transcription factor activity. The record is from RefSeq and is a predicted model, not a curated record. The transcript has 2 exons. Gene Ontology annotation, biological process: regulation of DNA-templated transcription.
CCUUCCCCACUAUAAACUUAAAAAUAAAAGGCACAAACUCGAAUCUUCAUCAGCUUCAAUGGCAUUGGCAACAGUCUCUUUCACGAGCCACAGUGAAGCUGGGUUGCUCUCCCUCUCUCUAGUUUUCUAGUUCUCUCACAGGGGCCUAAGUUCAGGUUUAAUUUUUCUGGGUCUUGAUGCAUGCAGAAAUCUGAUACUCUAAAUGUGUUAGUCUGGAAAAAGCUGAGAUAUAGACAAAAUUGAAGCAUAUUGGAGCUUUUGGGUCGUUAGUGUUGUGAAUUGUACUUGCAAUCUCAAUGAUCAUGGACCAAUCUUGGAGUGGAUUUUAUGAUUCUAGUAAUGAGUUGUUGGAAUUGAGGAAUGAAACUCUCUCAGCCUUAUCAAUCAGAAUCUAGUUACUGGAAUCUGGAACAGUAGUUAAUUUCUUGAUCAAAACUGUGCAAGUACCCUCCUUGUGCCUCCCCGUCCAAUUUCUAGUAAUUUGGCCCCAGCCUUGAGCAUGUACCCGGAUGAAGAUUCACCCGAGGAAUCUGAUUUUAGUGACGUAGUUCUCGAGUACAUUAGCCAAAUGCUUAUGGAAGAAGAUAUGGAAGAAAAAAUUGAAAUGUAUCAGGAGUCUGCAGCACUUCACGCUGCAGAGCAAUCAUAUUAUGAGCUUCUUCAAGAGAAUUCUUCUUCUCCUCCUUGCGACCUGAUUCAUUAUGCUGAUCACAACCAUGAAAGUCAUCCGUUGCAUUGCAGUUAUAACAGUACUACCUCUGGCAGUGCCAGAAGCAUUAGGGAUUGUGAUUUGCUCGAAUAUAAGUCCCUGCAUGUUGCCUCUCAGUCCACUUCUCUACCAUUCCAUGCACCAUCAAAUGAAACUGGUAAUGUUGUAGAUGGGUUUGCGGAUUCCCCGUUGAGCAUUCUUAGAGAUCCUGAAUUUUCUAAUGAGACUCAGUUGGUUAUGCAAUUUAAAAGAGGCUUUGAAGAAGCGAGUAGGUUUCUUCCAAAUGCUAAUAGUCUGAAUGUUGAUUUUGAAAGUAACACGUUGUCACGUAAAGAGGGCAAGGCAGAGGCUAUAGGUAUGGUAGUUAAGGUAGAUAAGAAGAAUGAGUACUCUUCUGAUGGGUCAAGGGGAAAGAAGAAUCCUUAUCAUGAGGAUGUGAGUUUAGAAGGGGGGGAGAGUAACAAGCAAUCAGCAGUUUACACUGAAUCAACAGUGAGUUCGGAAAUGUUUGACAGGCAUUUGCUAAACUGUGGACAAGGAGAAUCUGCUCUCCGUGAAACUUUGCAGAAUCGGACAAUCAAGAUUGUACAACAGAAUGGUCAAUCAAAGGGGUCAAGUGGUGGAAAAGCCCGCGGAAAGAGGCAGGGAAGUAAAAAGGAUGUGGUGGAUUUGAGAACUCUUCUAACGCUUUGUGCACAAGCUGUUGCAGCUAAUGAUGAGAGGACUGGCAAUGAGUUACUUAAGCAGAUCAGACAGCAUUCUUCUCCUAUGGGAGAUGCGAUGCAGAGACUAGCUCACUAUUUUGCUGAUGGUCUUGAGGCACGAAUGGCUGGAUAUGGUACUCCGAUUUGCAGAGACCUUAUAACCAAGCCAGCAUUAGCUGCAGAUGUCUUGAAGGCUUACCAUCUUUAUCUUGACGCAUGUCCAUUUAAGAAGCUAUCAAAUUUCUUCUCAAAUAAGACAAUAAUGAAUGUAGCUGAGAAAGCAACAAGGCUCCACAUAAUUGAUUUUGGUAUCCAUUAUGGUUUUCAAUGGCCUAGCCUCAUACAAAAUCUCUCUUCUAGGCCCGGUGGACCUCCAAAGCUUCGGAUUACUGGGAUUGAUCUUCCACAGCCAGGUUUCCGACCUGCAGAAAUGGUUGAGGAGACUGGACAGCGCUUAGCAAACUAUGCAGAAACUUAUAAAGUUCCAUUUGAAUUCAAUGCAAUAGCACAAACGUGGGACACCAUUCAAAUUGAGGAUCUCAAAAUUGAUCGUGAUGAGGUGCUUGUUGUAAAUUCUGUGCACAGAUUAAGAAGACUACUUGAUGAGACUGUGAUGGUAGAAAGUCCGAAAGAUAUGGUUUUAAAACUGAUCAGGAAGAUCAAUCCAGAUGUCUUCACGCUGGCGAUUGUUAACGGAUCCUACAGUGCACCGUUCUUUCUCACAAGAUUCCGGGAGGCUCUCUUCCACUUUUCUACAAUGUUCGAUAUGCUUGAGACAAAUGUCCCCCAUGAUGCUCCAGAGAGGAUGCUUAUUGAGAGGGAGAUAUUUGGUCGGCAGGCAAUGAAUGUCAUUGCGUGCGAGGGUUCAGAAAGGAUCGAGAGACCAGAGACAUACAAGCAGUGGCAGGUGAGGAAUCUGAGGGCUGGGUUUACACAACUUCCUUUGAAUCAGGAGAUUGUGAAGAUAGCAAAGGACAAGCUGCAUUCAUGCUACCAUAAAGAUUUUGUAAUGGAUGAAGACAGCCAGUGGCUGCUGCUUGGAUGGAAAGGUCGCAUUGGCUAUGCUCUUUCUUCUUGGAGGGCUGCUUGUUAGAGUUGUUAUUAGAUUGUCUCUGAUGUGCAUAAUUUGUUGUUGUUAAUUAAGGUAAUGGAUUAAUUAAA